AUGACGAAAAAGAACCAAGGAGAAGCAAGAAUCAAGAAAAAUGCAUUUGUCCAUAAAUUAUAUACAAUGUUGAGUGAUCCAACUCUAGAUAAUUUAAUAUGGUGGAGUCAUAAUAAUCCAGAAAAUAAUACAUUUUCAUUAUACCCAGGUAAAGAAUUUGCAAAUUGUCUAACUAGAUAUUUUAAACAUGGUAAUGUUGCAAGUUUUGUACGACAGUUACAUAUGUAUGGAUUUCAUAAAGUAAGCGAUCCUAAUAAUAAUAAUAAUCACAAUAAUAAUGGAGGUAAUGCUAACGUUUCUAACAAUACAGCUUUACUAAAUAGUAUGAAUCCAAAUUAUAUGGUUCCUAAUUUACAAAAUGGUUAUGAUUACUCAAAUGUACCGAAUUAUGAUAACAAUCAAUAUAAUAAUUUACAUAAUUCAGAUUAUUUGGAAAAAGAAGUACCACCUAUAUGGGAAUUUAAACAUCUGAGUGGUAAAUUCAAAAAGGGUGAUGAAAAUUCUUUAAUUUAUAUAAAAAGAAGGUCAAGUUCAAAUAAUAAUUCAAGAAAUAAUAGUUAUAGUAAUGAAAAUAGUAAUAAGAAUCAUAGAAAUAAUAGUGCUCCAUCAUCAUCAUCUUCAUCAUCAGGGUUUCAGCAGCAACAACAACCACAUUUAAGUGCAGAAUAUCCACAAUAUCCACAAUAUCCUCCUUUUCAUAAUGAACAAAUACCGCAUCAUCUACAACAUCCACAAUAUGAUCCUCAACAAUUUUUUCAUGGUCAACCUCAGCAGCAAAUACUACCACAACAACAACCUUAUCCUCCACAAUAUCAACUACAAGGAGCUCCACCACAAAUGUACUAUAGUCAACAAGAUAAUCAAUUUCGUCCACCUGUUCAAAACCAACCUCCUCCUGUUUUUCAAUAUGGAUUUGAAAACAAUCAACCAUCCCAAAUUGUUUAUCCUCAACCACCACAAACUUUUGUUCAAAACCCAGUACAGAAUCAACAACCACAACAAUUUUAUCAACAUCAAGGUGGAGCUUUAUCAACUGGUUCAAUUCCACAUCCUCCUAAUCAACCUCAACAAAUUGUACAAAAUGUAGUACCUGAUCAAAGAAUUAAAACACCAGUCAAUUAUACACCAAAUUUACAAUUUAGAAAAGUUUGGGAUGAUCAUGGUUCAAGACAGAGAAAUCCUUCAUUAUUAUUUGAUCCUUUAGCUCCAAUACCUCAACCACCAUCAUCAACAACAACCACAAUUCCAUCAAGUUCAACACCUCCAACUAUUUUGAAUCUACCUCUGAAGUCAAAUCCAUCAAUUGCAACUAGCCUUGUAAAUAAAUCAAAAGAUUUUGAUUCAUCAUCAUCUCCUUCAUCUUCAUUAUCAAGACAAUCAUCAAAUGUACAAAGACCAAGUAACAUUAGUUUAAAUUCAACUUCAACUUCUCAAUCAACUGUAUUACAAUCUCCUGCUCAAGAAUUUGAUUCAAGAAAAACUUCAAUUGUUACACCUAUAGUUGCACCUAUACCUCAUUAUAAGAAAAGUAUAUCAUCAACUACAUCAUCCAAUGACAUUAAUCCAGCACCUUCAGCCUCACCAACUACUAAAAUUGUAAAUGAUAAUAGUGCUACACAUUCAACUUCAUUGCCUCCAGUAUCUGCAUUUCAAUCACAACAUUCUAAUACGUCAUCACAAACCCAAGAUCAACAGCAACAAAGACCACAACCUAUAACUCGUCCGUCAUUUUCCAAAAAACCAUCAAUACUAUCUUCAUCGUUACAAGAAAGAUUAAGACCAUCAGUUUUUGAAUUGCACGCAGCACAAAAAGGAGGAGGUACAUCAUCAACUAGAAAUAAUAGUGGUAGUGGUGGUUUUUUCCAUUCUAAUUCAAUAACAAAUGGAGGUAAUAGUGGAUCAGGUUCAAUUGGCUCUCAUUCAUCAUCUUCAAUAUUUUCUAAUAAAUCAUCAAUAUCAUCCAUGCAUUCUUUUCAACGUACUUCUUCAUUUGGUUCCAUAAUAUAUAAUAAUAAAAGUUCAAUAUCAGUUGCACCUCAUGAAAUGAUUGAAGAUGCUAGAUCUGGUACUCCACAAUCUCCAAUGUCAAUACUGCAUUUACAAAAUCAACAACCUCAAUCAAUUACAACUACAUCGAAUCAAAGUCAACAACAACAAAGUUAUUUUUCAUCUUCUUUUCAACAACCACAAUUAUCUCAACCACCAAUUAAUAGAUCUAAAUCAUCAAGACCUACAACACCAAUUCAAAAUCGAUCUAGUUCACCAUUAUCAAAAUCAAUUUUUGAACCAUCAACCACUUCAAAUUCAGCGUCAACUACAAAACCAAAUAAAAAAGUAUCUGUUACAUCUCUACUAGAUGAUUCAAUUCAAAAAGAUAAUCAUUCAUUAUCUAGAUCAUCAUCUCCAAAAUCAGUGUUAACUAAUUCAAUAUCAAAUGUUGUUGUUGCUAAUACAAAAGAUGGUAAAUCAAUAAAUCAUCAACCAUUAUAUUUAUCGCUGGUUAUUACAGAAGAAGAUAAAAAUGGAUCAUCAUCAAGAUCAGGAAGUGAAGAUGAUAUAAAGAGAAGAAAAGUUGUUUAA
This is a messenger RNA of Lodderomyces pseudojiufengensis, 2580 nucleotides long. RefSeq names its product Sfl2p (gene SFL2). Gene Ontology annotation, molecular function: DNA-binding transcription factor activity; sequence-specific DNA binding. The transcript has a single exon. Lineage: Eukaryota; Fungi; Ascomycota; Pichiomycetes; Serinales; Debaryomycetaceae. Bases 1 to 2580 code for a protein of 859 amino acids. Gene Ontology annotation, biological process: regulation of DNA-templated transcription. The record is from RefSeq and is a predicted model, not a curated record.